Molecule: messenger RNA, 2361 nt
Organism: Aegilops tauschii subsp. strangulata
Lineage: Eukaryota; Viridiplantae; Streptophyta; Magnoliopsida; Poales; Poaceae
Source: RefSeq, a predicted model, not a curated record
AUGGAUAUGGACUUUGGAGAUGCAUGGAAAGAAUCCAUUGAGGGUUCAGAUGCAAUGUCGCUGAAAGGGGACGAAAAUUCACAACAUAAUAAUGUCGAAGAGAAUAUAGGAGACAUGGAUAUGGACUUUGGAGAUGCACGGAAAGAAUCCAUUGAGGGUUCAGAUGCAAUGUCGCUGAAAGGGGACGAAAAUUCACAACAUAAUAAUGUCGAAGAGGUUAUAUCUCAUAACAAACCAAAAAAGGAUGCUAAUUUACAUGUUAUCCCACAAGACUAUGUUUGUACCGCUAGGGAUAUUACAGUCAUCGAAUCAAUCAAGUCUGCCCCGAAGAAUACCCAGUUCGUAGACAUUGGAGAUGCCUUGUUAUCAACCGACGAUUUGGAAUGCCUUAUUAAAGAUGAUAUGUUCUUACAUGACGGUGUGAUAAAUGCUUACAUAUAUUGCUUGCUUGCUCACGACCAUCUACAAGACAGGGCGGGUGAAAAGUUAUUCAUUCCGAUUAACAUGCCGGGCUACCAUUGGUAUCUAGCAGUUGCCAAUGCCAAAAAACGAGAGAUCCAACGUAUCAUGUGGAUUAUUUAUGCUAAAUUAUAUGGAAUACUGGACACCACAUGGACUGCCAGACUAGUUUACGCAGAUAUCAAAGAGUGCGAGCAGAAAGAAAAAUAUGACUGCUAUGGCGACUGUGAGGAAUUGCCGGGGUCGUUUCGUUGCCGGUGCCCGGCAGGAACACAUGGCAACUAUACCCUACCUGGUGGCUGCGUCCACAAAGGUAACUUGCGUUUAAUCAUUGGUCUCUCGAUUGCAAGUGGACCAUGCAUUUUACUGUUGGUUCUUGGUGCACUCCUAAUAACCCGUGCUCUUAAGCAAUGCAAGGCUGAUGCAUUGAGAUGGAAGUUCUUUAGUCAGAACCGUGGGCAACUAUUGAAGCAGUUGGUAUCUCACAGGGCAGAUAUCGGAGAGAGGAUGAUCAUUUCAUUAGAAGAGCUAGUGAAGGCUACCAACAAUUUUGAUCAAACUCGCAGGCUCGAUGAAGGAGGGCAUGGCAUCGUCUACAAGGGGAUCUUGUCGGACCUGCAUGUUGUGGCCAUCAAGAAAUCAAAUAUUGUUGUCAAGAGAGAAAUCGACGAGUUCAUAAAUGAGGUUGCCAUACUCUCACAAAUCAACCAUAGAAAUAUUGUGAGGCUCCGUGGGUGUUGCCUCGAGACAGAAGUCCCUUUAUUGGCUUAUGAGUUCAUUUCCAAUGGAACACUCAGUGAUCAUCUUCACAGGCCAGAACCAGGAUCGCUUCCUUGGAAAGAUAGGUUGAGGAUCACAAGUGAAAUAAGCAAAGCUCUCGCUUACCUUCACUCUGCUGUUUCAGUCCCAGUAAUACAUAGAGAUAUCAAGCCUUCCAACAUACUUCUUGACGAUGCAUUGACAGCAAAAGUUUCAGACUUUGGAGCUUCAAGAUACAUUCAAGUGGAUCAAGCAGGAACAACAACUGCAGUGCAAGGAACUAUAGGGUACUUAGACCCUAUGUAUUAUUAUAAUGGGCGCCUCACAGAAAGUAGUGAUGUUUAUAGCUUUGGAGUCCUUCUUGUUGAAUUGCUUACUAGGAGGAAGCCAUCUUUGUAUAGAUCCACCGAAGGCGAUGGACUUGUCAUGCAAUUUGUGGCACUACUUGCAGAAGGUAAUCUGCCCAAAAUAUUAGAUCCGCAAGUUGUAGAGGAGGGGGGUAGCGAAGUGAACGAAGUUGCUACUCUAGCUGUGGCGUGUGUGAAACUAGGAGCAGAGGAGCGGCCAACCAUGAGGCAAGUGGAGAUGGAACUUGAAGCUCUCCAAGCAACCAAGGAGAUUGUCUUGGCUGAUUUGGUAGAAGAAAUAGAUGAGGUGUAUGUAGCAACGGGCUAUCCCUCGACCAGCCAACAAGCAAAGAAAAAACAAAAAGAAACAAGCAGGUGUUAUAGCCAAGAAGAAGAAUUCCUGUUGUCCGCGACAUUCCCUCGAUAGUUUUGCUUGCUUGUAAGUGGCUUUUUAGCUAAGGUACAUUAUUUCUGUUAUUGAGAAUCAGUAUGUAUUAUUGUAUGAACAUGUGUGGUGAACAUAUCUCUGUUGUGCUAAUUUUGCAUGUUGUCGUGCACUCAUCAUUCUUGAUGAUCAUCUAACUCCCCACUCCCCAUGUUGUUUGGUUCAAUGGGGCAUUUUUUUUGGAGCACCCAAAGAUCAUGGUGGGCUUGGUAUCCAUGUAGAUGAAAGUAUUGUCUUCUUUCCUAGUGGCUUUUCAAGCUUAUAAACAAGGAUCGUAUGUACAACCCCCCUAAACACAUCAACGGACCAGAUCUAUUCAUACCCUUUUAUAACAAAGGGCAGGAUGGUCUG